AUGACAAGCGCGCCACAAUUAGAAUUGGAAAAGCAAGAAGGUGUACCUGUUGCUGAAGAUGGUACUAUUGGACAUCAAGCUGAAAAAGCAAAACUAGGAUUAAAAGAACAGGAAGCUGGUGCUAAAUUACAUGAAUCAUCAGUAACACAAAAUAUAAUACCAGGACAAAAUUUACUUGGUUAUCAAGAUUCAGCUCAACCAGGAAUUCGUCCAGGAGAUGUAGCUGGAAAAGCUGGUGGAACUUCAACAUAA
Messenger RNA from Rotaria sp. Silwood1, 252 nucleotides. Lineage: Eukaryota; Metazoa; Rotifera; Eurotatoria; Philodinida; Philodinidae. The record is from the annotation of a GenBank genome assembly.